Molecule: messenger RNA, 2095 nt
Organism: Drosophila kikkawai
Lineage: Eukaryota; Metazoa; Arthropoda; Insecta; Diptera; Drosophilidae
Product: transmembrane protein 87A
Biological process (GO): retrograde transport, endosome to Golgi
Cellular component (GO): Golgi apparatus; membrane
Source: RefSeq, a predicted model, not a curated record
UCAGCUCCGGUCACAUUCGUCAAAACCAGGCAGAAAUAAUACUUUUUAUUUAUUUAAGCCCAACACGUCAAUUCGAAAUGCAAAAAAGGUCAACGCUUUUUGUAGUCGCGUUGGCGCUGCUCUCUGCUUUAGGAGGAACGCAAGCGAAAUCGGAUCCGGGCAUUGUGGACAUUCCGGUGAACUCGUUGAUACCCAACAUCAGGCAACAGCGUCCUCUGCUGGGUAAUUCCAAGAUCUAUGUGAAAAUAACGGGAUGCACCUCCAAGGUGGAAACAAACCUGACCAUAACCUUCCAGCUGACGAAGCAUCCUUGCAUCUACGAUGAUCGUCUGCUGGAGGCCAUUGCUCAAGACCCCUCGCUACAAAGUAAUGCCUCCAUCAAUAAUGUCUUGACUGUGGUCAAAAAAUCGUAUGCCUGCAAUGGUCUUAUCGUUUUGGUGGCCCCGCUGCCUGAGGGCGUUACUGGGAAACCGGAACCGAAGCAUCCCAUGAAGGAGAACAAACAUCCACUUUCGCCCACAACAAACCCCAUUGCAAGCGUUGAUGAGGAUGGCAUCUAUGAGAUUGAGAUUGUGAUUUCCCCAGAGCCCCGUGCUUCCGAGUUUAGUGCCAUUGUACACAUUGAAUUCCUGGGACCGCACGGUUAUAUCUCCGCCAUAGAUUGGCCUUUCCUGCCUUUCUAUUUAAUCAUGUGCAUUGUUUAUGUGAUAUUCGGCAUUAUUUGGCUCUUUGUUUCCUUUGCCCAAUGGCGGGAUUUAUUGAGAAUUCAGUUUUGGAUUGGUGGCGUCAUCUUGCUGGGCAUGCUAGAGAAGGCCUUUUUCUAUGCGGAGUAUCAAACGCUGACAAACUAUGGCGUGGCUGUUCAACAUGCUGAACUGGUGGCUGAGUUUGUGUCCUGUGCCAAACGCACGCUAGCCAGGAUGCUGGUCAUCAUAAUGAGUCUGGGCUUUGGCAUUGUCAAACCACGUUUGGGACCCAUGCUGCAUCGUGUUGUGGGCGUGGGCACUCUCUACUUUUUACUGGCCUGCGUGGAAAGCUAUUUACGCAUAACCAAUAUAAAAAGUGAUCGCAGUGAGCUUUUGGUGGCCAGUAUUCCCUUGGCUGUGCUCGACACAGGCAUCUGUUGGUGGAUCUUCACCUCGCUUGUCCAGACCACGCGCACUUUGAGGCUUAGAAGGAAUAUGGUCAAGCUUUCCCUGUAUAGACACUUUACCAACACGCUGAUUUUUGCGGUUAUCGCUUCCGUCAUCUUUAUGCUGUUUGCCUUGCGUUUGCGUAGAAUCGAGAACUGUACGCCUGGAUGGCGUGACAUUUGGAUCGAUACUGGCUUCUGGCACAUUCUAUUCUCUGUGUUGCUGCUGGUGAUUAUGAUACUAUGGCGACCCACGAAUAACAACCAGCGCUAUGCCUUCACACCUCUGCUGGAUAACCCCGAAGACGAGGACGACGAGGACGAAGAAGAUCAAUUUGUGGCCGAUGCCUAUGGGGUUAAGAUGCGUGGCCAGAAUGGCACGCCAAAAACGUCAGUGAACUCGCGAAAUGCCACCACCACCGAGGAGGAUGACCUGCGUUGGGUGGAGGAGAACAUACCCUCCUCAAUGGCAGACUCGGCUCUGCCCAUUCUCGACUCGGACGAGGAGAUUAUCAACACCAAGUUCGAGGUCUCCAAAAUGCAAUAAGCUGUGUUGGGCUGUGACUUUCGCUGGACCUAAAAGAGACUUGAAAAACAUUAACACAUCCGUGUGUGCUAUGUAUUCUUACAUAUUUUUUCAUAAUCGAGAACGAGGAAAACAAUUAGUACUUGACUUUAUUUCCCAGCUGCGUUAGUACCAACUCGAAAACCCGUGUAAAAUAUUGUAUUUAACAGUAGUUCCUUCUACAGCACACGUCCUCCCACGAAAUAAAUUUAACUUAUUUAUAAUACCUAGCCUAAGUUGUAGAUAAUCUCUAAAAAUGCGACGAACCGUAAACUUAAUUUACUUUGAUUUCUAUUCUGAAAACACACAGAUUGUUGUCCCCCUCUUUGUAUAUAACAAAACGAUCUAUAAUAAAACGUACAAGAAUGAGGAUUCUGUAAAAAUUAUCAUAAAAUUCA